Molecule: messenger RNA, 3333 nt
Organism: Anopheles coluzzii
Lineage: Eukaryota; Metazoa; Arthropoda; Insecta; Diptera; Culicidae
Exons: 4
Coding region: 1-3333 (1110 amino acids)
Biological process (GO): proteolysis
Molecular function (GO): aspartic-type endopeptidase activity
Source: RefSeq, a predicted model, not a curated record
AUGCUUGUCAUACCGGAACGUCUGCCGGAUGGCAGUGGGCAGAUGCUUUUUGAUCGUUGCCAACAGUCCACCGAGCACCACGAUCGUCACGAUGAGGUUGACGAAAAGAAAGCUCGACCGAAUAUCGAACCACGGGAACCUGAUGAUAACCGCAACGAAAUACAUCACUCGGAUGCAGUAAAACUUCAUCAUCUCAACAAAGCGCUGCAAGGGAAAGCAGCUGGCAUCCUGAACACGUCCAUUCUGAAUGGCAACAACUUGCAGGCGGCAUGGGACGUCUUGGAGAGGCGUUUUGAGAAUCCUCGGCUGAUUGUCGACAAGCACAUCGCAGGAUUGCUUCAGCUGAAGCAUGCACCCCGAGAAUCUGCAAAGGACCUACGGAAGCUAGCGGAAACGUGCAAGAGUCAUGAAGAUGGCUUAGUAUUUAUGAAGCAGACUAUCGACAGUACCAGCAACCUCAUCAUCACGCAUCUGCUCAGCUCAUGUAUGGACGCUGACACAAGGAAGGCAUGGGAGAGUUCGUUGGAACAUGGAGAGUUUCCGGAUCUCUUCAAAACUCUCGAUUUCAUCAAUCGGCAAUGUGAGGUGCUCGAAAGCUGCACGCCAGAGACGUCACGGAAAUCAACAAGCACCAAAGCCUUCACCUCCACCACAGCUGCCAAUCCAUCGUGUGUUAUGUGCCAGCAGCAUCAUACUCUUCAGAACUGUCCAACCUUCAUCGCGAUGUCCGUAGUGCAGAGGAAGAGCAAAGUACAGUCAUUGAAACGUUGUUUCAAUUGCCUCAGCGCUGGACACCCGGUUUCGCAGUGCCGAUCGAAAUGGACGUGCCGUAUCUGCAAGAAACGUCAUCAUCAUCUACUUCAUGGGGAGCAGCUUCCAGCAGCACCAUCUCUUCAGCCUCCAGACGCCGCUGCAACAUCUCAUCAGCUUCCAGUCGAUGCAGCUCAACCAACAUUCAUCGGGGCAUCGAUGACUUCAUUGACGACAGCAGUGCCAUCCACAGUACUAUUGUCAACAGUAGUGCUCAACAUCACCGAUCGUGCCGGAGUUAGCCAUCCAGCAAGAGCUCUCUUGGAUAGCGGAGCUCAAUCCAACUUCAUCACCGGCAGGAUGGCACAGUUCCUGGAAUUGCCGCGGAAGCUGAUCAAUCUUCCGCUAUCAGGCAUUGGUGGCAGUACAAGAUCGAAUGUGCGACAUUCCAUCGAAACCACCAUCCAUUCUCGAUGCUCGAGCUAUGCUGCGUCAUUGGAGUUGCUUGUGUUACCGAAGCUGUCAGCAGACUUACCAACUCAACGGAUCGACAUCAGCCACUGGAAGAUACCGGAAACCUGCAUCUUGGCUGAUCCAUCCUUCAAUCGGCCAGGAACCAUUGACAUCAUCUUGGGAGCAACACACUUCUACGAGAUCCUGAGGAUCGGACGACUCUCCCUGUGUGACAGCAUGCCAACCCUUCAGGAAACUGAAUUUGGUUGGGUAGUCAGUGGUACCAUCACCGAACCCAUGUCACCGGUAAUGUGUGCGGUGGCAACACACACGAACGAGUUGGGCAACCUAAUGGAGCAGUGUUUCACCACCGAAGGCCUGAGCAACACACCGAGCUGGAGCAGCGGGGAACGAGCCUGUGAGGACCAUGACACGGCAACCACCACCAGAGAAGAGGAUGGCAGGUACAUGGUCCAACUUCCACGCAAGCCAGAGAUGAUUGGCAAGCCUGGCAAUUCAACGACUAUCGCACUUCGACGGUUCCUAGCACUAGAACGUCGACUUCAACGGGAACCCGAAACCCAACGUGCCUAUGUGGACUUCAUGGAUGAGUACCUUCGCUUCAGUCAUACGAGCAAGGUGGCAGCUUCUUCAAAGAACGAUGAAUCGUUUUAUCUACCACAUCAUCCGGCCUUCAAGACCGACAGCACCACGACGAAGUGUCGAGUGGUGUUUGACGCAUCGAGUAAAUCUUCAACGGGUGUGUCUUUGAACGACACACUAAUGUUCAAAAUCAACACCCCAUACGAGAUUGGGGCAAUCACCAAGAGAAAGGUGCUAUCGUGCAUCACCAUCUAUGAUCCUUUGGGCAUCGUCGAUCCCGUAAAAGCCAUGGCCAAGCAGUUCCUCCAACGCAUCUGGACGCUGCAAACGGAACAGCAACAGCCCUGGGGAUGGGAUGACGAGUUGCCAAAUCAUCUACAAGGAGAAUGGAUCAACUUCCACAACCAGUUGAUACAUUUACAAAAUCUACACAUUCCUCGUGUAGCCAUCAGGCCAGAUUCGACAUCAAGCCAGUUCCAUUUUUUCUGCGAUGCAUCGGAAAAGGGAUAUGGCGCAUGCUGCUACAUCAGAAGCCGAGAUGACAACGGAAACAUCACGAUGCAACUGUACGCGUCGAAAACUAAGGUGACACCGAUAAAUAGCAAACACUCCAUUGCUCGACUGGAAUUGUACGCUGCACAAUUGGCCAGCUUGCUAUAUGAUCGGGUCAGAUUAGCGGUCAAGCUCUCAUCUCCUGCAACUUUCUGGACGGAUUCCAUGACCGUAGUUCAUUGGUUACGAGCAUUGCCAAAUUGCUGGAAACCAUUCGUCGCCAAUCGCGUCUCCCAAGUGCAACACUUGACCCAAGGAAGUGUUUGGCGGCACAUCCCCGGAGUCGACAAUCCAGCGGACUUAGCAUCGCGUGGUUGCUUGAGUAAGGACCUUCUCGACAACCCGCUAUGGUGGCAGGGUCCUUCCUGGAUUCAUCUACCCGAGGACCAGUGGCCAGAAUCACCAGUACCAUCAUCAUGUGAAGCAGCAGUAGCAGAGCAGCGAGUCACCACAGUAGCUUGUCCAGCUACAGAAAAACCACCACAUCGCAUCUUUACGCUGUGGGAGCGAUUAAAAGACGAUCUUCGAACGACUGUGGCAUAUUGGGUGCAAUACUUCAACAAGCGCUUCAAGCGUCGACAGUACGUGGGUAUUGGACUUACAACCCAAGAUCUACGGGAGGCUGAGGAAGUAUUGCAUCGGCUGGCACAACAGGACCUACUUGAGCAGGAAAUAAAGGCUCUUCAACAUAACAAGCCGAUACCUUCAUCAUCGAAGCUGAAAUGGCUGCAUCCGCAGCUAGGAGCAAGCGGCAUCAUUCGCAUUGGAGGACGUCUGUCCAAUGCACCUCUACUAGAAGACACCAAGCAUCCAAUCUUGGUUCCCAACAACCAUCCACUGGCUGAGAUGACGGAAGACCCAUCAGACGCGCAACUCUUACCCCAGGCCAUUUUUUGGUUGGGUCACAUCUGCAGCAGGUUCCAGACGCCGAGACGACGAUCGUUCCUGAAAACAGACUCACUCACUGGCGCCUAA